UAAGAUCUAUGUUAGAAUCAAAAGAAAAUCCUAACCUGCAAAUAUAGCAAAUUAUAGUUUUACUCACAGUAAGAAUAAAAAACUAUUUAUGAUUUCUUGUAACAAUGGUGUAUUAUUUCGAGAGUACUGUGGUUUCGCCUCCAGUUCUACUAUUCAUGGGUUUCGACAAAAACGAAAAUGAAGAUCUAAUAAGAUGGGGCUGGCCUGAAGACGUUUGGUUCCAUGUUGAUAAAGUGUCUUCCGCCCAUGUCUACCUAAGAUUGCGUCAGGGCCAAACUAUAGACGACAUACCUUCCUCGGUCCUCGAAGACGCUGCUCAGCUCGUCAAAGCCAACAGUAUAAUGGGAAACAAGAUGAAUGAUGUGGAUAUUGUGUAUACGAUGUGGGCGAAUUUGAAAAAAACGCCCGAUAUGGAUGUCGGUCAAGUAGGCUUUCACAAAGAGAAGGAAGUGAGGAAAAUGAGGGUAGCGAAAAGAAUAAAUGACAUCGUCAAUAGGCUAAACAAAUCGAAACGAGAGGAACACCCAGACUUCAGGGCGGAAAGAGAGAAACGAGACAGACUGGAAAGGGAGGAUAAGAAGAAGGUGUUGAGGGAACAAAAGAAAAAGCAGGAGGAGGAAGAGAGGAAACGAAGGGACGAUGCAGAACUUAAAAGCUACAACUCGCUAAUGAGCGCUGAAACUAUGAGCAAAUAUGACGAUGGUAAUGAUUCAGACGAAUUUAUGUAACAAUAUAGUUGAAUAAAUGGCAGUUUAUAAAUUUUUAUUAGUAAAAUCAA
Phyllotreta striolata is the source of this 778-nucleotide messenger RNA. NCBI's taxonomy places the organism in Eukaryota, Metazoa, Arthropoda, Insecta, Coleoptera, Chrysomelidae. The record is from the annotation of a GenBank genome assembly.